Molecule: messenger RNA, 4355 nt
Organism: Pangasianodon hypophthalmus (striped catfish)
Lineage: Eukaryota; Metazoa; Chordata; Actinopteri; Siluriformes; Pangasiidae
Product: adenylate cyclase type 10
Exons: 25
Coding region: 1-3621 (1206 amino acids)
Biological process (GO): intracellular signal transduction; cyclic nucleotide biosynthetic process
Cellular component (GO): cytoplasm
Molecular function (GO): protein binding; adenylate cyclase activity
Source: RefSeq, a predicted model, not a curated record
AUGAACUUUGACAGAGCUAACGCUGUAAAUUCAGGAAUCCCUCUUCCUGAGUUGUACAGCAUUUUAUCCUCAGAGGGAAUUCGCACCACAGAGUUUAAGACUGGUGUUUUGCUGCAUAUGCGUACACCCGGAUUCAGAAGUUAUCUGUACAACCCCUGCUUAGAAACGCUUGCACAUGAUGUGAUUCUGGCUCAGUGGUUAGAGGAGAACAUACAGCUGAGUGAUGCCAUAUCUCAGGCUGUCCAGUGUGCUUUGAAAAUUCUGGAUGAGUGCAAUGUCCAAAGGAUAGCACAUAGCCGGAAGCCACGUGUCAAAAUAGCAAUAUCAGCUGGCAGAUUCUCCAGAGUGAGAGUAGGAGAUGAAGAGCAUCAGAUUUGUGUUGUCUUUGGCCCGGCUGUGGAGGACAUACGAUCGGCUGAGGCGCUGGUGGAGCCUGGCAAGAUCAUUCUCUCCCCUGAAGCAUGGCGGCUCUGUGACAGAGAAAAUCUUACUAUCGAACCUAUUGAAAACCAAGAAGCUGUCACGGUGCGAUGCAUCAGGCAACAGCAGAGUGUCUCAGUGGAAGACCUGGACAUCCCUGAGAGGAGAUACCAAAGAAUUGCAUACCUAAUAAAGAAUGUGGAGAGAGAAAACUUCAUCCGUAUAUAUAUGAUGCAAACAGCCCUGCAAAAGAUAUAUGAAACCGGGCGAGGGGAACACCUGCAGGAGAUAUGGCCCGCCACCGUCAUGUUUGUGAAUCUGCAGUGCGCUCAGACUCUGAUGGAUCUGAGAGGCAGUUGUCAUAAAGUCAGCGAAAUUAUUGCCGAGCAGAUGUUCAGCUGCCGUGCAGAAAUCUGCAAUAUCUUCUUUUUUGAAGAGGGCUGUAUAUUUCUGGGUGUCGUUGGCUUACCUGAGGAUAAGAGACAGGAUAAGGCUGCUGUCGCACUGCAGGCUGCUUACCGUAUACAUGAACUGUGCCUCCAAGAAAUCAGCAGGCUUUCGACUGUCUCUGUAGGUGUAACUACAGGUAGAGUCUUGUACAGUUUGGAGCAGCUUCCUUUGAACAAGAAAUACACAGCGUACGGACAUAUAGUGAAUCUGGCUGCAAAGCUGACGACGGACUACCCGGGGAUUGUGUCAUGUGAUGUGGCGACCAAGCUUUACUCCAUGCUGCCUCUUUCGUGCUUGAUCCCUCAAGUGACACGCAGUCAGUAUGAUGGAGUGCGUUAUCAGGACGAGAUUAAUCAGAUGCUUGCUGAUGAAGCUGCAAUGUGCAGUGGGAUGGACGGCAGGCGUCUGGCUCUAGCUCACAUGCAGACAAUGCUGCUAUUCGAGCGGAUGGUGGUGAAAUACGCCUCCGCUAUUGGCCACACCUUCACCACUGAGAUGCUGCAGAACAUCCUGCCUUAUCUGAGUAAACUGGAUCUCCCAGUCACACUUAGAUCGCUGUUUAAAGGGGGCGUGUUCAAGUGUGCCUCCAAGCCUAGAAACAGCUCGUCAACCAAAACCUGUUACUGCGAGAACAGCCCCGAAGGUGAGUACACGUGGGUUUCAGCGGAUCCUGUAUGGACGUGUCGGCUGAUGAGUUUCUGCAACAAAGAUGAAAUGGAGAUGGUGCAUAAGCUGAUACAAGCGAAUGAGUAUUUAUUCCGAAUGAUCCACAUUAAAUGUGCCAACUACCUGGAGAAAAAGGCCUACCGCUGCAGCAAGUGCAACAAUGAUAAGUUCAUAUUCGGACACACAGUAGCCACAGGCAACAGCAACCGCAACAACAACAGCAGCAGCAGCAGCAGCGAGUAUCUCCAGGAGAUCUACAAGUCAAUACGGCCUUACGAGAUCUUUCAACAACAAGGCACCCACCUUCGAAAUCAGAUGUGCCCAGCUGAAGAAAAUGGUAAUAAUACAGAGAACUUCCUGGCCAAGGUGAACUCAAUAGUGACGGAAGCGCGUGACAGGACGAGCAGCUGCGAGUGUGCUCAGCUAGUGGAGACAGUACUCAUCCCUAGAGUGAGACACUGGAGGUGUGCAGGAGACGUGCCCAGGACCUUUUACUACCUGGUGGAGAGUGCAGCUGCCUGUGAUUUUCUACAGAAUGAUGCCAGGGCGCUGGAGUUUUCGAAUGAGGCCAGGUCCAUUUUGGAAAAUCUAAAUGCAGGGAAGCCUGCAUUCACAUCAGCAGAUCGUGGAGACGUUCAGAUCUGUAAAUUUCAGCAAGCAUGUAUGCAUCGGCUCACAGGAGAGAUUCUGUUUAAAGCAGGGAACAUUUUGGAGGCUGAGGAGAACUUUAAGAAAGCCUUGAAGCUCCUGAACUGCAGUCUCCCUCGCAAUUCUGUUGCUCAAUCCCUAAAGUUCAUAUACGAGAAGAUGAAGAAACUCCACUACCGCUCCAGACAGUUCGAGAUCGCAGACAGAAGGAAGCUAGCCCGUCUGCAGGAGUGCGUCGAUUGUCUGUCCUUCCUGUGGCAAAUCAGCUGCAUGCGUGGCCAGCUCAAGAGUGCAUCACUGGCCAUCACCAUGGAGAUCAACCUGGCCAUCCAGAGCGCUGAUACGUUCAAGAUCCUCUACUCUGCCAUUGACUGUCUCAAGUACAGUCAGCUUGUGGCCGAGGAGAGCGAGUGCAGGCGUCUUGAAGCUUUCCUGUGCACGACUUGUGCCAGCCUGCCAGACUACCCUGAGGGCCGGAGGCUGAUCAGCCGCUUGACUCAAACCCUUGCUGUCGUUAAACUGUGCACAGGGGACCUGGAGCAGUCCAUCGCAUGCACUAUACGAGCGCAGCAGCUGAAUGAAGUACUGAACAGACCCGGUUUGGACGCGAGGACCACCGCUGCAUUACAUCUGCCUCUGCUCCUCACAUACAGAUACAGGGAGAGUGUGCAGCAGAUCCUGAUUUUGGAGAAUUGGAGCAAAGAAAUGUCGAGCAGCGUAGCCAAGGGCUGGUUUUAUGCUGCGUGCAUGAACUUCUUGCUCUAUGCUGGAUUUGCACUGAGACCAUUUGAGGAGUGUUUGGCCUUCGUGGAAGAGUCUCGGUCAGAUGCGAUCCUGGAAGCCGAUAAGAGUCUGAUGAUGCAUCUGUACUCUGCAGUGGCUCUGUGGUAUGCACGGCUGGAAAAUUGGGAGAAGUGUGCAGUCUUCUACGAUAAGGCAUGUGAAGUGUACGCUCAGAUUCCAACCACUAUCGAGUCCAUCAGUGGUGUGGUCAUGCUCCUGGAGUGCAGCGUUCUACUCUUCAGGAAAAAGCUGACUGAAUGCAACAGUCAGAGGAGGAUUUCCCUUAAAAGAACACGAAAGCUCUUUUCAGACUUCACACAGCGAUUUGGAAGAAAUCACAUCUUCGGCCCGCGUGUGCUGCACCUGAACGCUUACUUGCACCAUCUGGCUGGAAGCAACACACUGAUGCAGGAUCACCUCAAUGAGGCUCUGUUGCUGUGUGAGAAACAGGGCAACCUUCUAGACCAGAAGUGGAUCAGACAGAGCCAGGCUGACUGGUCUGGUGCGUGCAGUGACACUCCAGCAGCUGAGUGUCCUACAGCGGUUCUGAGCAUGCCCAGUUGGGACGAGGCAGCAAUACUCCAGCCUGAGGAGCUGCUUAAGUAUUGCUUCCACUUGAAAAAGCAAAAGGGUGGAGGUCUUCCCAUACAUUAGGAAAAAACUGUAGCUUAUUUAUUAAUACCUACAAUAUAGGGUGCAUGCGCUCACAUGCUCAGACCUUUGAGACAAUGUGACGUGGUGACCAUACUAUAAAAUGGCUGACAGUCCCUAUGGAAGCGAGCGAAAGAGAAUCCUGGCAGUUAUCUGGUAUUCAUAGAACAGGGUUACGUACAUAAGCUAAUGUUGUAUUUCAGCCCUCCACCACCAGGGGGUGGUGUUCCAGCACCUGGAUGAUCUAUACCAGUGGGUCACGAGCAACCGACUCACCCUCAGACUGACUAGCCAGAUUCGAGGAUACUUGCUGCACUCUCUCAUUUAGAUGAUGAUGCUGAUCUUAUAAGAUCUGGGAAAGGUACAUGGCAGUGUGCAGGUAUCAAGUGAUUCGAGCCAAAAGCUGACACUCAGUAAAGCUCCUCUGAGGGAAGCCUAGCGGAAACCUCACUCAGCAUUGCUCUAGGAAGGUACAGAGGUGUAUUCGAGUUACUGAAGACCUAACUCACUAACCUUACUCCUGCUCCAUGAUAUCCCUAGUAUGGUUACCAUGUGACUUUGCGUCAAAGGUCUCGGCAUGUGUGCGUGUGUGUAAAAGAAGGUAUCCGGGUGGUGAAAACACUCCUACUUGGAUAUACUUAAGAUUAAACUUCACUCAGAUACUGUUAAAGCUAUUUAAAAAAAAAAAAUUUAAAAAAAAAGUAAAGAAAAAAAAAAAGCUAAAAGCUCUACUAAAA